This is a messenger RNA of Clupea harengus (Atlantic herring), 1130 nucleotides long. RefSeq lists its product as uncharacterized. The record is from RefSeq and is a predicted model, not a curated record. NCBI's taxonomy places the organism in Eukaryota, Metazoa, Chordata, Actinopteri, Clupeiformes, Clupeidae.
CCCGAGUGAUGACCUUCCAGGUUAUGGAUAUGGUUGAUUCAGAGCUGGAUAGACAUCAAAGAUCUUCUGAUGUAUCCAGGAUGUUGUCGACAGCUGAAGAUAAUAUUAGUGCUGGUCACUACGAUGAUCUGUUCUCUGGAUUGAUCCAGAGGUUCAUUGCAGAAUUCAGUUAUUCUGACUCUAUUUUCUCGGAUGAAGUGGAUGACGUCAGCGACACAGCAUUUUCUACCAGGAGCCAAAGCACCCGAUCUGGCACUGCCUCACAAAAACUUGAAAACAUGUUAGGUCUGUUCACCAGGGUGAUGAUUAGCCAAGUAAUGGAUGUCCUCCGCAUUGAAUCAGGAGUCGAACUGGACAGAGAUAUGAUAAGAACACGAAGUCCCUCCUCUGUAGGCUCUGUGCUCGGUACAGACAGCAGCGACUAUGGCUGUUUUGUCACUGUUCUGAUGCUAAGGCUGUUAGCCAAAAUCAAGGAUCAACCAAAUGCCUCUGCUGAUAUGAUGUAUUCCUCCCGAGAGUUGAUUGAGAAAGUCCUGUCCGAGUUCAGUAGUGCCUCAGGAACUCCAAACUUCCAGACUUAUCCAAGCACCUUAAAGAUUCAGGCAACAUCCAGAACCAUGGACAAGUUCCUUCUGAAGGAAUUUGGACCCGAAACUGUCCUGCAGAGAGCUGUGGAGACACAGGAUGUCUCUUUUGAUAGAACCUUGCUGACGGCCUUGAGAAAGGAACUGCUGCAGCAGUGUGAUACAGAAGCUACUGCUGCCCCAUCAGCCCAAGCUGCUCCACCCUCCCCUCAGCCAGUGCCUGUUGCAGAUGAGGGGCGAACCAGCAGGACUAAACUGAAGAUGCCCAAAAAGAGGUUCAACAUAAAGAUGCCAAAAAGAGUCAACAGGAAAGUGUCUCCCGCCAAUUCCUUUCCCGGCAUAACUGAUCAGCAUUCAGAGACACCUGCCCCUCACACUCCAUCUGAUGAGACGGUUCCUGCCAUGUCUACAUCUGGACAGAAGACACGCAAACGAUCCUUUUUCCUCAGGAUUUUCGCAUGCUGCACUUUUGGCACAUCUGAAGCUUAGGCCAUGAUUUUUCUUAAAAAUGUAUCUUCCCAUUUUUUGCCCAAUUGUCACCCACAU